GGAUGCCAAUAGAGCAAGCCACACUCGAUCUUCCUCCUCUGAGAGAGAUAGUCUAGCCCUAGAAAUCACAGGUGAAACAGACCAGAGAUGGCCGGUUCUGCUGCAACGUCGGACCAACCCUUCCAUGCUCGAUCCAUCAGCCUGACCUCGAGAACUCACCCAAUUGCGCUCAGAGUGGAGGAAGAGCUGCACAAGUUGAAGACGGCUGCGACUUCGAUGUGGUCGUCAGCAGAGAAGGUGUGCAGUGGAUUGAGAGGUGUUGGCGACCUCUACAGUUCCGUGGGAGAUCUUCUGCGCCUGCCAAGUCUUGAGCGGGCUGUCUUCAGCUCCGCCCAGAAGAAAAGGCUGGAAGAGGAACUGGAGAUAUCUGUCGUGUUGCUUGAUCUGGUUGACAACAUGAAGGAUGUGCUGGUUGCCAUGAAAGACCAUGUUCAGGACCUUAGCUUGACCCUCCGAAGACGAGGCAACAAGAUCACACAGGGUAAAGAGCGCAGACACGCUCUCACAGGGAAGGAGCUGCAAAAGAGUCUCAACAGGUGCUGCAAAGCGUCGAAGCAGAUGGAUGAGAGAUGUGGAUCGUUCGGGACAUUGGAUAGGGAUUCUGAUCUAUCGAUGGUUAUAAGAGUACUGAUCGAAUCGAGAGACAUCACCCUCUCCGUGCUUCGCUCUGUCCUGCAUCUCCUGUCCACGCCAUGGCAAAAGCAGAAGGGAAGGAGAUGGUCGAUCAUUUCGAAAGCUAUGCAGAAGAGAAAGGUGGCAUGUGAGAAUACACACGAGCUGUCAUUCGAUUCUUCUCUCCGGUGCAUCCUAAACAAACCUGUCGAUGAUGAGAGGAUUCUGCAAGCGCAAGAACAGUUGAUGACAGCAGAGGAGACCAUUGAAGCUGUUGAGACGGAGCUACAGAGCUUGCUUAGGAGACUCAUCCAAUGCAGAGUCUCUUUUCUCAACAUCCUCAGCCUCAACUGAUCUCGCCAAAACUUCCACCAUUGGCAACAUGUUUUGGAAGGAACUGUCAAUGCUCUCCACCUUGUCCAAUUUUUGUAAUCCGGAUGUACAUAUAUAUAAUGAGUAGAAAGCUUUGUUGGCUGCGUUA
Molecule: messenger RNA, 1093 nt
Organism: Musa acuminata subsp. malaccensis (wild Malaysian banana)
Lineage: Eukaryota; Viridiplantae; Streptophyta; Magnoliopsida; Zingiberales; Musaceae
Biological process (GO): root development; shoot system development
Source: RefSeq, a predicted model, not a curated record